CGAAGGUGAUAAAAGCCACCGAAAGGAUCAGGUGUCUUCUGUAGUUCGUCAUUUUUAUCCGUGAAACGUGCUGAGCCAAUACAAGACACCAUUUAAACAAGAUAAUGGGGUACAUCGUGCAGAUAUCUUUUCUGGUUGUUGCUAUUUUCAUAGCGAGCACGUGCAAUGGACAAUUCCAACGGCAGACUUUCAAUCAGAACACCGGGGGUCGAGUCAAUCAGAAUAGCGCCAACCGAUUCAACCAGAAUACCCAGAAUCGGGUCAAUCAGCGGCAAUUUGGUCAGAAUAAUCAGAUUGAUCAGGGUGUGAGACAAUCCAAGGUGUCUUGUCCGGAGAAAACUGGACGAUUUCCAGUUCCAUCGCAGUGUGAUGCGUAUAUUGAGUGCAUUGAUGGAGUUGGCGAGGAGAAGUUGUGUCCGGAGGGUCUCAUGUUCAAUCCAGAUGCCAGAUUCAAUUAUCCCUGCGGAUAUCCCAUCGAUGUCAGCUGCGAAGGCCGUUCCAAGCUUCAACCAGCAGAUCCGACCGACGAUUGUCCUCACCAAUACGGCUAUUUUAAAAUCGGCGAUAGUCAAAAUUGCGGCCAAUUCAAGAACUGCGCAGCAGGUGUUGGCUACACAUUUGAUUGCCCAGAAGGUCUGGCCUUUAACCCAAUCUCUUAUCGUUGCGACUGGCCAGAUCAGGUGCCAGACUGCGACGCCGAAGCCUUCCUGGGAUUCCGGUGCCCCCCAGGUGAUAACAACCAAUACUCCGGCGAGACAAGAUUCUUCAGAAGUCCAAACGACUGUCAGCGAUAUUUCGUUUGCGUCGAGGGUCGCCCGAGACUUCAAAAUUGCGGCGAGGGAAAUGCCUUCAGUGAAUUGAUAAACGCAUGUGAUGCAGCCGAGAAUGUAACCGGAUGUGAGCCACCAUUCCGCCGUGAUAAUCAUCAGACAGGCCCUCAACAUAGCAAUCAGCACUUGAGAUCUCGAUUCUUCUGAUUGGCCACAGCCAUAAAGCCGCGGAAGCCCUUCGGCCUCUUUGGACUAUUCAAUCCUUAAUUGCUUAUCAACUAUUUGUAAAUAAUUACCUGACAUUAAACAUCAAUGAUGGGAAAUCCGA
Molecule: messenger RNA, 1098 nt
Organism: Fopius arisanus
Lineage: Eukaryota; Metazoa; Arthropoda; Insecta; Hymenoptera; Braconidae
Exons: 5
Coding region: 105-977 (290 amino acids)
Cellular component (GO): extracellular region
Molecular function (GO): chitin binding
Source: RefSeq, a predicted model, not a curated record